Hypanus sabinus (Atlantic stingray) is the source of this 9286-nucleotide messenger RNA. RefSeq names its product kinesin family member 26Ba (gene kif26ba). The record is from RefSeq and is a predicted model, not a curated record. Gene Ontology annotation, molecular function: microtubule motor activity; ATP binding; microtubule binding. The transcript is spliced from 15 exons. The coding region runs from base 322 to 6489 and encodes 2055 amino acids. Lineage: Eukaryota; Metazoa; Chordata; Chondrichthyes; Myliobatiformes; Dasyatidae. Gene Ontology annotation, biological process: microtubule-based movement.
GCUGAAAGAGGGAGAGGAGACGCAGCUGAUGGUGGAAAAGUAUCCAAGUUGCGGGGCAGCUCGGCACAGAAACCCUCCGCAGUGUGUAGGGGGGAGGCUCCCGCUCACCCCUCUCUCUCUCUGCCCCUCCCUCGCAAAUAUGCAGGAGCGGGCAGACCGGCACUGAAUGGGGCAGAUGUGGCACGGGACAUACAUCCGGCAGCAAUGGUUUGAUCAGAGGGCUGGUGAAGUUUAAUUUUCCUCUGACAGCGAUUUCAGUAUCUGAGCGCUGGGUGAAGCAGAGCCCUGCGUGGGGUACCGGCCCAGAAGACCUGAUUUACCAUGAAUUCUGUCUCCACAAGCAAGGAUCGAGCAGCCUUCGCAAGGAAUCGGAAGCAUGCGGGGUCGGCGGAGAGUUACUCGCCCACAAAACUGGCAAGCUUCGCCCCAGAAAUCUGGUCCAGGAAAGGGUUUCAGAUGUACGAGGAUUCCCGGGUCGCCCACCGACCCGCCCCGGAGGGUGCUGGUUCCGUGCCGGGUUCGGGCACCGCUUCACCCGCUUCCAGCACCGGUUCUCCCGGCUCGUCCAGCGGCUCGCCGGGAUCUCUGGCCGGGUCAUCGCCAGGGUCGUCGGGUACCGGCUCCCCGGGUUCAGGCACCGGCUCCCUGGGCUCGGGAGGCUCGGACGAUAAAGGGAUUUGGUGCGAGAACUGCAACACCAGGCUAGUGGAACUAAAGAGGCAAGCGUUGAAAAUGAUGGUCCCGGGCGCCUUCCCCAGUAAGGACCCGGCUCUCUCGGCGCUUAUCCAUGACAAGCUGCAAGUGCCCAACACCACCCGCCGGGCCUGGAAUGAUCGCGACAACCGGUGCGACGUCUGCGCCACCCACCUGAACCAGCUGAAGCAGGAGGCCCUGCAGAUGGUGCAGACGCUGCAGCAGGCGGCCUCGCUGGAGCCCCUCGAGCCCUCGCCUGGAUCCCCCCCACCUCCCUCCAGCAUCCCCUCGCUGGUGGGCUCACGCAACGGCGGCUCCCUUCCACCGCCCCGCGAAUGGGCCUUCAUCCCUGCUGCCUACGCCUCCAGCAACACCUACGCCGGCCUCCUCAGCAACAAGCAUGCCGGCAAGCCCAACUCGCUAGGCCUCGGAGCAGAGAAGAAGGGCGGCACGUCCGGGCACCCGGUCUCCAAGGGAGGGCUCCAUGUGCCCACCAGCCCCAGCAACGGUAAUAUCCUCAGCUCUGUCACCAUCCAAGCCCACCAGUACCUGGAGGGGGCCUGGUCUGUGUCCCGGUCCAAUGGAGUGACCCUCUACCCCUACCCGAUAUCCCAGCUGAUGUCAGACAACUGCCGGGAAGGAUUGACUGAGGCUGUCCUCAACCGCUACAACUCAGACAAGCCGUCAGUGUACAGCUUCUCAGGCUCCCAGAGCACCUUCGUGACGAGUGUGGCCUCCAGCGGGACCUCGGCUGCAGCCUCCUUCUUUGUCAGAGCCGCCCAGAAGCUCAACCUGUCUUCCAAGAAGAAGAAGCACCACCGGUCUCCUGCCCCAAAUGUGUCUGAGCCCCUUCCCUUCCCAACCAACUUCAGUGGCAUCCUGCAGACGUCCUCACCCCCAGCGCCACCAUGUCUGCUUCGGGCCAUCAGCAAGGUGAAAGACAAUCCCGGGAUUGGCAAGGUAAAAGUCAUGCUGCGAAUCUGUCCCGCCUCUUUGGGGGACUUGUCCGAAUCCAGCUGCUUCUUCAAGGUGGACCCCCGUAAGAAGCAGAUUACCCUGUACGACCCUCCGGUGAACGGUCUGCAGAACUCCUCUCAGAAGAGAGGCUGUCUAGUGCCGCCAAAGAUGUUUGCCUUUGAUGCCGUCUUCCCACAGGACUCUUCGCAGGCUGAAGUUUGUGCUGGGACUGUAGCAGAAGUCAUCCAGUCCGUGGUGAACGGGGCUGACGGCUGCGUCUUCUGCUUUGGCCACACCAAACUAGGGAAGUCGUACACAAUGAUUGGGAGAGAUGACUCCAUGCAGAACCUGGGUAUCAUCCCCUGCGCCAUCUCCUGGCUUUUCAAACUGAUUAACGAGAGGAAGGAGAAGACGGGAGCUCGAUUCUCAGUCCGGGUCUCGGCAGUCGAAGUGUGGGGGAAGGAAGAAAACCUGAAGGACCUACUUGCUGAGGUGGCCACAGGCAGUUUGCAGGACGGCCAGUCUCCUGGAGUCUACCUUUGUGAGGACCCCAUCUGUGGCAUGCAGCUUCAGAACCAGAGUGAACUCCGCGCGCCAACACCGGAGAAGGCCGCCUACUUCCUGGACGCUGCCAUCGCUUCGCGGCGCAGCAGCCGCUCGGGAUGCGACGAGGAGGAGCUGCGCAACUCCCACAUGCUCUUCACCCUGCACAUCUACCAGUACCGCAUGGAGAAGAGCGGCAAGGCAGGAAUGUCAGGAGGUCGCAGUCGUCUACACCUCAUUGACCUGGGGAGCUGCGUCAAGGUACUCAGCAAAAGUCGAGAGGGCGGCUCCGGGCUCUGCCUGUCCCUGUCUGCGCUGGGGAAUGUCAUCCUGGCUCUUGUUAAUGGCACCAAGCACAUCCCCUACAAGGAGAGCAAGCUCACCAUGUUGCUGCGAGAGUCCCUCGGCAACCUGAACUGCCGGACCACCAUGAUCGCCCACAUCUCGUCCUCCUCCAGCCACUACUCGGAGACCCUGUCCACCAUCCAGAUCGCCUCCAGGGUGCUCCGGAUGAAGAAGAAGAAGACAAAGUACACCUCCAGCUCAUCCGGAGGCGAGAGCUCCUGUGAAGAGGGGCGAAUGCGGCGGCCAACGCAGCUGCGGCCUUUCCACCCGCGGGCCGGUGCUGACCCGGACCUGCCCAUGCUGAACUUGGCGGGAGAGCCCGAUUACUCCUCCAGCAGCGAGCAAUCGUGUGACACUGUGAUCUAUGUGGGCCCCAACGGCGCCGCCCUCUCUGACAAAGAGCUGACGGACAACGAGGGCCCGCCCGAGUUUGUCCCCAUCAUCCCCUCACUGCAGAGAGCCCGGAAGGAGGCGGGGCCGGAGGGAGGGGCAGAGGGGGACUGCCUGAAGUGUAACACAUUCGCCGAGCUGCAGGAACGAUUGGAGUGCAUCGAUGGUAGUGAGGAGCCCACCAAGUUCCCGUUCGAGGAGGGGCUCAGCUCACAGAACCCUGCCGGCCACGGGGAAGCCGAGGCCCCUCAGCGACUCACCAGAGAGGUCUCUGAGGAGCCCAUCCAGACCAGGCCCCAGGCCGGCCCAGCUCUGGCUGGUGGCCCGUCUGCUCCCCCAUCCCCCGGGUCCCAGCCUGGCGCAUCCAGGGGUCAGGGGGCCAGGGAGGGCAGUGAUCCUAAGCCCAGGCCAGCCGGCUCCCCCAGACUGGGGGUGGCCAGCCUGUCCAAAACAGCAGACUACAAGCCCCAGCCUUCACCCUCCCAGCGCUGCAAGGUCUACACUCAGAAGGGCUCCCUGCCCAGUCCUGCCCCGCCCCCUCCACCUCCCCCACCACCCCCUCCCCAGCCCGAGACCCGGGCCUCCCCAGUAGGGAUGAGUCCCCAGGCGGCAAAGAGGCCAUCGGCAGAGCCAGAGGUGGCAGUUCAACAGAGGCCUCUGGAGCUGAAUGGGGAGGAUGAGUUGGUCUUCACCCUGGUGGAGGGGCUGGUGGCCAGCGGCGCCCUGGGUGAGGGCCGACCAGCCAGUAUUGCCAGCCUGGACAGCGAUUGCUCAGUGCGUGCCCUGCCCUCGGGUUCCAGGCCUGUCAGCAUCAUUAGCAGCCUCCACGAGGAACUGGAGGACGGCCUGCCUGCCUCCCUCUCCCAGCUGAGCCUGGCCCAGUUCCUGCCCUUUGAUGAGCCGAGCCCGGAGGGGGAGGAGGGAGAGGAGGGGCCUGGCAGCCGCCGCUCCUCAAUCAGCUCCUGGCUGAGUGAAAUGAGCACGGGCAGUGACGGGGAGCAGUCGUGCCAUAGCUUUGUGGCGCAGGGCGGCGAGGGGCAGGCGCAGGCCCGGCUCCCUGCUCUUGAGGCAGAUGACAUCCACGGCCCCCAGGAUGAGGGUCCGGCCCACGCUCAGAGCGGGAAGCUCUCCAUCAUGGACCGGUUCCUGCGCCUGCGGGAGAAGGGGUCUGAGGCCGGGGGCAUCCACCAGGUGGCGGCUGGAUCCCACAGUGCGACAGGCUCUCUGGGGAGGGCCACCGGGUGCAGCUCCAGCCCGCUGAGCCUGGCUGCACACCAGGGAUGCUCCCCAGCCCAGACUCCCAGCAUCAGUCCAAGGCCCAGUGACUCGAAUGAGGGGAGUGGGAGCUCCCAGGAGCCGUCGCCUGCACCCAGCCGGGCCUCUGGCGGAGAGCCAGAGGGCGACCAGGCCUCCAAUGGGGCGAGUUUCGAGGACCCUUGGCUAAAGCGGGAGGUGGAGGAGGAGCAGGAGGAUGAGGAGGAGGAGGAGGGAGUGUCUGGGCUGGAGGGGAGCCACAGCUCAGAGACGAAUCGGGAUAAAGUCCAGGGCUGGGUGGGGAGUGGGGAUUGGUCUGGCGGGAGGGUGGCAGAUGGCUGCGAGAUGGCCCUCAGUCCUUCCCCCAGCCAGGCCUCCGUCCUCUCAGCGGAGGGUGGAAGCGGCGGGAGCCAGGCCCCAACUCCACCUGGUCUCCGCAGUGACAUUGAGGCGCCAGCCCCCUCCAGUCACCUUGAUGACAUCGAGGCCUCAGCCCAGUCCUGUCGCCAUGACAAUGCUGAGGCCACGGCCCAGCCAAGUCACCACGAUGAUGCCGAGGUCUUGUCCCAGUCCUGUUGCCGUGAUAACACCGAGGCCCCAGCCUGGUCCAGUUGCUGUGACGAUGCUGAGGCCCCAGCCCCGAGGACCCCCUGUCUGGGCACAGAGAGCAGUGCCUCACCCUCACAGGCCACCACACCCUGCAGUCCCAGGACCACCUUAGAACGCAGACUGGGCUCCCCCAAGCACGGGGUGCUGCCCAGACCCAAGGGCAUGCCGCCUCUGCCCCCAGUCCGCAAGUCCAGCCUGGACCAGAGGAACAGGGCCAGCCCUCAGCACUUGCCCUCUGCCCCAGCACAGCCCGGCAUCCUCGACGACUGGAAUCCUAAGGCCAAGAACCCUGCCCCAGAUGCCGGUGGUAAGGGAAGCAGCAAGGGUGAGCUGGCCAACUCCCGGGCCAGCUCCCUGAACCGCAGGGGCGCCGGUCACUACGACUGCCUGUCACUGGAGCGGCUGGGUAGCCUGAGCCCUGGAGGCCCCAAACUGGCCGCCGGACGGGACAGCACCAUGCCCAGGACCGGCAGGAGCCUGAACCGGGCCGGCCCUGGCCCCUCUUCACCCACCCAUGCAGGCCCGGCCUCCUCGCCAAAGCCUGGCCCCUCCAAGAUGUCGGCUGUCAGCAGGCUGCUGCUGGCCGGCCCCAAGUGCCGCAGCCUCUCGGCCUCCAGCACCAAAACCCUCAGCUUCUCCACCAAGUCGCUGCCACAGUCGGUGGGCCGCAGCCCCAGCAUGCCCUCCCACUCCAGGAACAUGUCCUGGUCCACACAGUCGCUCAGCAGCAAGCAGAGCAGAGGCGCCUCUGGCCUGGUGGCCAAACUACCGCUGCGUGCUGUCAAUGGCCGCAUCUCUGAGCUUCUACAAGGGGGUGGCAGCCUAUGGGCCCAGCAGACGCCCGGCGGGGGCGGAGGCGAGCCUGAGGGCCAGUCCCCAGACAAGGCCGCGCCGCCCCCUCCCCAGACCCUGCCCUCACCCUACAGCAAAGUCACACCCCCUCGCAGGCCCCACCGUUGCAGCAGCGGGCACGCCAGCGACAACAGCAGCGUCCUGAGCGGCGAGCUGCCUCCGGCCAUGGGCAAAACCGCCCUCUUCUACCACAGCGGGGGCAGCAGUGGCUACGAGAGCAUGAUGAGGGACAGCGAAGCCACAGGCAGUGCCUCCUCUGCCCAGGACUCCACCAGUGAAAAUGGCAACUCCGGCCCCGGGCGCUGCAGGAGCCUGAAGUCCCCGAAGAAAAGGACGACUGCAGGUUCCCAGAGACGCCGCCUCCUGCCCGGCCCGUCAUCUGAGGCUGCGCCCAUGGCCAGGAAACCAGCCGGCGGCUCCGGCCUACGCUGGGUGGACCUCCGGCCCGUGCAGAGGGGGAUGGCUGAGCCCUUCGAGAUCAAGGUCUAUGAGAUAGAUGAUGUGGAGCGGCUGCAGAGGAGGAGGGUGGCCGAUAACAAGCUGCGGGGAUUUAUCUGUUUCAACGCAAAGCUGAAGAUACCCGAGAACCGGCAGCAGAGGAUUUCAGAGGUCAAAACCAAAUACAACGUGUUGAUGCAGGAGCUGGAGGCAACCAAACAACGGCUGAUGCUAGAGCCCAGUAAAUGGAUCAGUGAGUUUGACCUGGACCAAGGCUUUGAGGUGGAUUCAUUGGAAUACCUAGAAGCCCUGGAAUGUGUCACGGAGCGACUGGAGCACCGGGUCAACUUCUGCAAAGCUCACCUCAUGAUGAUCACAUGUUUCGACAUCGCCUGCGGAAGGCGCUAACGGAUGGGGGAAAGUGUUGGGGGGGGGCGGGAGUUGUGAAUGGCGAGCGAGUGCACAGACAGACCAGGAGGAAGGAAACAGAACCACCCAAAGAUAACAGGAAGACGACAAGCGGAAGUGCCAAGUGUGGAGCACGUAUGCGAAGAGUUUUAUUUCCCCACUACAGAAUGUACAAAAAAAAGAGAGAAGAGAACCAGAGAUGAAUAUUGGAGUGUGAGAAUGUCUUUUCUUUCAUCAUAUUGGGAGAGCACUUUCAGGAACAUUGGUUAUGUUGUAUAUAUAUGAAGGCCUUGCUCCAGUUCCCUUGUCUUCGGAGUGUGAGGAUGGACAUGGAAUGCAGGGCGGUCUCUGAUGAGCUCAGAACAAUAUACAGAAGGACUACAAGUGCCUUGUAAACUUUAUUAUAUUAUCCAAAAUCUUACACGGACUCAUUAUUGUACAGUCGUUGGUUGGUGAUGCAUAUUUCACUGUACGAUUAUAGAGGCAGUAUCCAUUUUGUAGAAGGAACUCAAACCUACACACCAUUCCUGUUUAUAUCCAUUCUCACCACAACAGGGAGGGUUAUAUAAAGAAAAAUUUGACACAGGGUGGGAGGGGAGAAUGCUUGUGAUAUCAUGUUUUCUUCUGGGCCUGUGGCAGGUUAUUUGGUAAUGUUUUGAAUCAAGUUUCAUGGUACAUUUUUUUAUAUAAAGAUUUGACUGAUUGUUAAGGGUAUUGUUGUGUGGAUUUGAGUUUUGAAAUCCAGUAGAUUUUCAGAUGAGCAAGAAAUACAAGGGUAAUGUUUCAGUAAAGGUUGAACUCAAAGGUUGUUUUGCUAGGUGUUUUAGCUACUUGCUGUUUUUAAGUAAUUUGUAUCUAUAGAGUAGGCCUGUAGUCAGGAAGCAGCACAUUAUUAACGUGACUGUCGUUUACUAACAGUGAAUGAGCCACUCGGAGGCAAGGUGAUGCCUCCCUGGCAGACUGAUUCCUCCCCCAAGCCUCGACGUAGAAAUUAAGCACAUUAGAUUUGAAAGCAGAUGAGCUCUUCCCGCAUUAUUGACUGUAGUCGGUGAGAUCAUUGUAAAUGCACUCCUGCACAUAUCAAGCAGAAUACCUUUUUACCUGGAUAGACUCUGCAUAUUUGUGAGGUUUCUUGGUUUCAUGGGAACAGAAUAAUAAACCCCUCGGGCCUGCUUGCCCCUCAAUUUGCCCCCUUAUUGCCACAUCUUUAACCAAAAAGCACAAAAGUAGGCCCCAUCCCCAUAACAGCAUCCUAACUACAUGAGUUCCUCUUCCCAGCAGUGUGUCCCGAGCCAACUCUGCCUUGGUGAUCCAGGUGCUGGUCAAGCAUUCUGCAAAUCACUUCUUUCCCAAAUGAUGCAGCCUCACCUGCAACAUAAACUCACCUCCUAAGCACAAGAGAAUCUACAGAGGCUGAAUGUCUUGAGCAGCACACACUAAAUGCCAAGGAACUCAGCAGGUCAGGCAGCAUCUGUGUAGGAGAAUAAGCAGUCAAUGUUUCGAGCCAAGAUCCUUUAUCGGGACUGGAAAGGGAAGGAUGUUCUGAGGAGAUCUGUGGGCGAUGAAGGGUCUCGGCCCAAAACGUCAUCUGUUUAUUCGAACUCCAUAGAUGCUGACUGACUUGCUGAGUUACUCCAAAAUUUAGGAUAUGUCACAUAAAAGCAUUGCAGACUCCACCCUCCCCUUCAACUUCUGAUACCGUGUUCCCUUCUUUGCAGCUGAACUUUGGAAGUGGAACACAGGUAGGCAUUUUCCUCAUCCUGCAUGGCCCCUGAUUCAGUGUGGUCAAAAUCACCCAGGAGUACCAUUUCAACCAAAGAUGCAACUUUUCUCCUUGUUACCAAGGCUGCAUCUUCAAAUCUUACUUUUUCAAAAGUUACUCUUCAACGAUGUUCUUCAACUUCAGCUUCAGUUUAGGUCAGGUCUCGGGACCCAAACCUGUUACCACCUAGCAGUAUCACUUACUGUACUCCAGUAUGGAGACACGAUGCAUUUCGACCUGGAAAAGUCCCGACGAUCUGUCUACUAAAUCUUAAGACCAUAGGCAUAGAAGCAGAAUUCGGCAAUUCAGCCGAUUGAGUCUGCUCUGCCAUUUCGUCAAGGAGAAUUUAUUACCCCUCUCAACCCCAUUUUCUUACCUUCUCCCCAUAACCUUUGAUUUUCUAAAGUGAUGUCUUAUUCUGAGUCUGUAACCUCUGUCCUAGAUUUCUCCACAAAGGAAAUAUCCUCAGAUUUGCCAUUUGACCUGCCAAACAGGUCAGAGGUUACUUUCAAUUCCAUAUUCACCGAUUCAUCAAUUUUACUUUGGGGAUGAUCACAUUGUUGAAGCUUUGUUCUACUAAGACUACAAUUAAGAUAGUGAACAGGGUUUGGAAGAAAGCUAAUUAUUGGCAGAGGACAUCAAAAUUUGUUCUUUGAGGUAACGAGGUCUAUCUGGGUGACAUCCAAUAGCCCAUACAGUAGGUGGAUAAAUAAGGUUGCAGUUCUGUCUGAGAGCCACGUUACCUCCGAGUGGCCUUUCCCGAGGUUGUUCACUAUAUUUUGCGGAUAUUUGUCUCUUUAAUGGUGCUUAAAGCAGUUUCACCUCUAAGUGUCUACACGUCCUCUCUCUUUUGCCUACACUCAGAACUGCUGCCAACUAACACAUCUUUGUCAUGUUAUGUAUGAAGGACAUAAUUUAUUUAUGAACUCAGGAUGCUCUUGUUUUAUAAAGUUGCUUGUAUUUUGUAAUUUAUUUACACAUUACAAUAAAAGGCUAACAAUUGCUAUCUAUGCAUUGUUAUGUACAGUCGCCUGA